Molecule: messenger RNA, 5001 nt
Organism: Penicillium malachiteum
Lineage: Eukaryota; Fungi; Ascomycota; Eurotiomycetes; Eurotiales; Aspergillaceae
Product: bifunctional ATP-dependent DNA helicase/ssDNA endodeoxyribonuclease DNA2
Exons: 5
Coding region: 1-5001 (1666 amino acids)
Biological process (GO): replication fork reversal
Cellular component (GO): cytoplasm
Molecular function (GO): 5'-flap endonuclease activity; single-stranded DNA helicase activity
Source: RefSeq, a predicted model, not a curated record
AUGGCCUCCAAAAACAAUACAAACCCUGUGUCCUCAAAUUCACGCAAAAAAUUAAAUGCUUUUCGGUUCCAAGACGACGAGGUGGCUUCGAACAAAACAUCCUCAAAACAUGGGACUAAAAAGGUCCAUCGCAACAAGGAGAACCAAAGCUCGUGGUUAAAUGGAGUGGUGGAACCGAUGCCCAAAUCAGCUGAUGAAUUAGACAAGAAGGAAAAGGUCGAGCCAGUCGGUCAACCGGUAACAGAAGCCCCUGCGACGGAUUCCAAACCAGCCAAAGAUUGUCCUCACACUCCCGGAAACCGCAUACCUCUUGCAGACCUUAUCAGCAAUGCUGAAGACUCUCUCAACCCCGCUCCAGGCCCAGAAGUGACGCCAGUUGACCACGUUAUCUGGCAACACAUCCCGGCUAGUUCGAAUCCUGAUUCAUCGCAAACCCCAGCAGGUCGCAGGAGGAAGCGACGCCACAGUUCCUCGCCUCCCGGAUCUCCCUCGAAAACAAACUCGAAGAAAGCAUCGAAGGAGCCACUCGACUUGCAAUCGAUUCAAGCAAUUUUCAAGACGCCCCAGCAUGAUCUAGCGACGGAAUUGUGGAACAACUACAAGGACAAGAACAUGAUGGACAACUCUGACGAUCUUCCGCCCCCUCGACUCGCCAAUCUCCUCUCCUCCUCACCACAAACCCCGGGCUCAGGACGAACAAGUCGCGAUUCCUCAGGUUUAAGACGGUCUAUUAGUUGCGCGGCAGAAUGGCCUACUUCUCGCGCAAAGAGAAGACGAGUCAACAACCAAGACCUCAACGAGGGACGCGCAACAUUCUCACGCGCAAAUAGCAAUGUUUUGGACUCUGGAAAGGGUAAAUCUUCAAGAAUCAACUUUCUCCUUGAAAAAAUUGAAAGGAGUCUCAAACCUGCCCAGUCAGCGGACACGGGUCCACCUAAUUCCUCGCCUUUGCGCCAUCGCAUUGAUGCCGAACGUUGCCGUUCAUCCUCUCCUAUUGCAGACAGGAAGGGUGCAGUGCAUGCUGUCACUGGCAAAGAAGUUCAUUCCGCACUCGGAAUCAAUACUCGCACCAUCCCAGCGCCCAUUCUUGAAGAGUCUUCAUCUGAAUUCGGAGAUGAUGAUCUCGACCAAGAAUUCAUGGACCUGGCUGCCUCUGAGGAUCCAUUUGUUGUUGCGCCCUCGGCUAGCCGAGGCAGCAAUAAUGAAUUUGGAUCUUUGGGGUCUUCUGGUUGGUCAAAUGUUGUUGCAGAGAAACCACAAAGCCAUCAACUGCCCAUCCCUGUUAAAAACCCACCUGCGGUGCAUCACGUAGCCAAUGUCGAUUCCAAACCUGAUGACUUGGAAGAUUUUGAUGAUGACUUUGGUGAUUUUGAUGAUAUCCUUGCUGAAUGCGACAAGAAACACGCAAAUCCCAUCUUAUCUAAGCCAAAUACACAUGAACAACAGACUGAAAGGAGGCUGGACCCAUUUGCUGUUGCUCCUGUGAUCCCAGCAGACCCAGCAAUGACAAAGGGCGCCGUUGGCACGGUUGAUGAAUUCUCAGAUGAUGAAUUCGACGAUGAUUUUGAUCUGGAUGCCAUCGAACAGACUAUGAAGAAGACAGGUGCAGAUGGACCCCACAAUCUCAGAGAUCGUCAGGCUAUCAAACGGUAUUCAAUCGUGGACAUUGCUGAAGGUACAUAUGUCAAUUCGAAAGGCCGUACCCAACCUGAGCAGGUUCUGUCAGUUGAGGAUGAAAAAACCAGAGCUCGCAAGGUCAUUGUUCUGCGUGAAACUUGGUUUGACACACCGUGCAGUAAAGACUCUUUUGUUCAUUUGGUUGGAGAUUUCAAUCCCUCUGGUAUUUGCAUUGUCGACAAUACCAAUCAUAUGAUCAUUCUUCAUCCUGAUCAUCUCAUAUCAGCAACGGUCGUUGCGGAUUCAAUUGACUGUCAACGACGAGCUGUUUUACAAGAUCGCAUUAAAGCGUUUUCUCACCUUGAGCGACCCCAAGUGUUCGGAAUCAUCUUUCACGAGGUCUUUCAAGAAGCCUUGAAGGCCAACCUUUGGGAUUUAAAAUCACUCAGAUCUUUGGUAGAUGCCGUUCUUCAACGCCAUAUUGAGGAUCUGUAUGCAAUUCAAAUGAGUGUACUGGAAGCUACCGAGGACGUGAUGAGCAAGAUCCCUACUGUGCAGGCAUGGGCAGAGGUCUUUCUUCACGCUAAGCCAAAGGCCAAUUCGAUGGUGGAGGAUCGCCAUAAUACGAAACUCAACUUGAGUAUUAGGAAACUGCUCGAGGUAGAGGAACGCGUUUGGUCCCCGAUGUAUGGAUUAAAAGGUAACAUCGAUGCUACGGUCCAAGUUGUCUGCCGCAGCGAGGAAGGAGAAAGGAAUCUUGUAGUCCCACUGGAGCUUAAAACAGGGAAACGAGACACGAAUCAGGGCCACAGGGCUCAAACAGCCCUAUACACGCUCCUGCUCUCGGAUCGUUAUGAUGUCGAUGUGACAUUUGGGCUACUAUACUACUUGGAGCUCAACAAAACCUUCAGCGUUCGAGGUGUACGGCAUGAGCUGCUUCAAAUGGUUCAAUUCCGGAAUCGACUAUCAGUCUUUAUCCGAGAGAAAGUACAGCUUCCUCCGAUGCUCAAGAAGGCCCGCAUGUGCAACCGAUGCUAUGCGAAAACGCCUUGUCUGAUCUAUCAUAAGCUUUUAGAAGGUGGUGAUGGCGAGACGAGUGCCCUUGGUGAUGAUUUCGAUGCAGCUACUGGCCAUUUGACCCGGAAAGACCGCGAGUUCUUCACAAAAUGGGAUGACUUGCUAAACAAGGAGGAGGGCAAUCUGGCAAAGUUUAGACGUGAACUAUGGACUCUUCUAAGCAGUGAACGCGAGUCCCUGGGUCGUUGCUUUGGUGACGUCGUUAUCCAGCCUGAAUCGGCAUUUGAGGACAUUCACGGCUCUAGGAUCAAUCGCUUUCGUUAUACCUUUGUUAAAAAGCAAGCACCUCCCACUUUUACCUUUGCAGAGUCACAGCUUGUUGUUGGCGAGCCAGUUGUCGUCUCAGACGAAAAGGGUCACUUUGCCCUCUCCAAUGGUUACGUGCUAAGCGUGAGCAGGUCAUCUAUCACCGUUGGUAUAGAUCGCAGAUUGCUGAACACCAGAGCACGAACUGCUGGAUUCAAUCCAGUCACAAACCAAUCAUUUACAGGCAUCAUGGAGGUUGAAAAGGAUGGAAAUAUGGCUCUCGAGAACCCUCUCGAUGAACAAGUCAUCUAUCGCAUCGACAAAGACGAAUUCAGUAACGGAAUGGCCAAUAUCCGGAACAAUCUUGUGUGCAUGAUGGACAAGGAAAUCUAUCAAGCAAAACACCUUAGGCGACUCAUAAUCGAGGGACAGCCACCUGUCUUCAAGCCCUCGUCAUCUGCAUACACCAUAUCUGAUCCGGAAAGUCUCAACGUCGACCAAAGGCACGCAGUUGAGAAAGUAAUGACAGCAAAAGACUAUGCUCUCAUCCUCGGAAUGCCCGGAACGGGCAAAACAACCACCAUUGCCCAUCUGAUCAGGGCACUUGUGGCACAGGGCAAGAGCGUGCUUUUGACAUCCUACACACAUACGGCAGUAGACAACAUUCUGCUCAAGAUCCGAGACGAUGAUAUUCGCAUUCUUCGUCUUGGUGCGGCUACGAAAGUGCAUCCAGACGUACGAGACUUUGCCGAUUUGGCGGCAAACCCGAAGACCACCAUCGAGGAACUCAAAGACUCCUACGAAAAGCCUCAGGUUGUGGCAGCUACUUGCUUGGGUGUCAACCAUCAGAUAUUCAAUCAACGCAUUUUCGACUACUGUAUUGUUGAUGAAGCCUCGCAGAUCACACUUCCUGUCUGUCUUGGCCCUAUUCGCAUGGCAAGGUCGUUCAUCCUUGUUGGUGACCAUUACCAACUUCCACCGCUGGUUCAGAGCAGAGCUGCACAGGAAGGAGGUCUUGAUAUCAGCCUUUUCAAGUUGCUUUCAGACAAUCAGCCAGACUCUGUUGUUAAUUUGGAGCACCAGUAUCGUAUGUGCGAAGACGUCAUGUUGCUCUCUAACACGCUCAUCUACUCUGGUCGACUCAAAUGUGGUACACCUGAAGUUGCAGCACGUUCUCUGGCGAUCCCUAACAUCUCCGCACUCCAAAGCUUCCACUCGGAUAGUUCCGAUGUUUCUCACGGCGGCAAUCAAGAAGAACAAUGCCGCCGUUCCAGCCAUGACCGCUGCUGGUUACAAGACCUCUUGGCGCCAUCUGCGAAGACAUUACUGGUUAAUACUGAUCCUCUGGGCACGACAGCUCUUGAGACUGUGCAAGGUCAACGAGUAGUCAAUUCCGUGGAGAUCACGUUGUGCUCUCAGCUUGUCGAGGCAUUCAUCGCCUGCGGUAUCCCAGCCCGCGAUAUCGGUGUAAUAACUUUCUACCGCAGCCAGCUUGCUCUACUCCGUCAUAGUCUCCGUCGCUAUGCUCCAGACCUUGAGAUGCACACCACCGAUAAAUUUCAAGGUCGCGAUAAAGAGAUCGUGAUCCUGAGCUGCGUUCGCAGCAAUUCCGAGAACCAAGUCGGCGAGCUAAUGCGUGACUGGCGCCGUGUAAAUGUCGCAUUCACUCGUGCUCGUACAAAACUGCUUGUCAUUGGCAGCAGAUCAACUAUGCGUGAUGGCAAUGACCUUCUUCGCAAAUAUGUCGAUCUUGUUGACAGCAAAAAAUGGGUGUACAACCUGCCCCUGAAUGCUGCCGAGAAUCAUGUCUUCCAAUCUUCUGAUUUAGAUUCGUUGCCUUCACCUCAACCUGCCAAGGCACCUGGCUCAACAAAAGGCAAAAAGGAUAAUGCUGUGAACAAUGAGCCUCGGGCUCGUGAUCCGCUUAGUCCUCUUGGCUCUCGACAGUUUAAUUCUGGUCUUCGCCAGCCUGCUAAGAGAGGUUCAAAGGUGUUGAAUGGGAAUAAAGUCCUCGGGAACAGGCCAAUUCUCCAGGAUAUUGUGAAUGACUUGGCCGGUUAG